Molecule: messenger RNA, 474 nt
Organism: Nycticebus coucang (slow loris)
Lineage: Eukaryota; Metazoa; Chordata; Mammalia; Primates; Lorisidae
Product: WD repeat and SOCS box-containing protein 1-like
Exons: 2
Coding region: 1-474 (157 amino acids)
Molecular function (GO): protein binding
Source: RefSeq, a predicted model, not a curated record
AUGGAUAACUAUACUAUGAUAUGGCAACUAGAAGGACAUCACUAUGAUGUAAUAGUUUGUGACUUUUCUGCUGAUGGAGCAUUACUGGCUACUACAUCUUAUGAUACCCAAAUGUGUAUUUGGGAUCCUGUUAUCAAUCCACAUAAUGGAGACAUUCUGAUGGAAUUUGGUCACAAGUUUCUUCCGCCUACUCCAAUAUUUGCUGGAGGAACAAAUGACCAAUGUGUACAAUCUGUAUCUUUUAGUCAUGAUGGACAGCAUAUUGCAAGGCUUACUGAUGACAAAAUGGUGAGGUUCUGGAGAAUUGAUGAGGAUUAUCUGGUACAAGUUGCACUUUUGAGCAAUUGUCUUUGCUGUGCCUUUGCUACUGAUGGCAGUGUUUCAGCUGCUGGGACACAGGAUGGAAGUGUCUAUUUUGGGGCCAAUGCAAGGCAAGUCCCUCGCCUUCAACAUUUAUGUGGAAUGUCAAUCUGA